Messenger RNA from Dermochelys coriacea (leatherback sea turtle), 9996 nucleotides. It is a transcript of the gene MLYCD, whose product is annotated as malonyl-CoA decarboxylase. Gene Ontology annotation, biological process: acetyl-CoA biosynthetic process; positive regulation of fatty acid oxidation; fatty acid biosynthetic process. Gene Ontology annotation, cellular component: peroxisomal matrix; mitochondrial matrix. The coding region runs from base 249 to 1784 and encodes 511 amino acids. Gene Ontology annotation, molecular function: malonyl-CoA decarboxylase activity. Lineage: Eukaryota; Metazoa; Chordata; Testudines; Dermochelyidae. The record is from RefSeq and is a predicted model, not a curated record. The transcript has 5 exons.
ACGUGCACCCGCUCCUUUACCUUUCCAGGCCACACUCAAGAUGGCGGCCAGACGCAGUUAGGACGCACGCUAACGCUCUGCCCACUGCCUCUCUGAUUGGCUCUCGCCGCCAGCCAUCUGCCACGCCACCCAAUCAGCCGCUUUGUUUGGCUACCCCCCGAAAACGCUGCGGCCUAGCACUGCUACGGCGUAGAGAGGAGCCUGGCGCCGCUGGCCGAGGGGUCCCGGCCGGGUGCGGGUUGGCCAGCAUGAGCCGGCUGAGCCCUUUCCUGGUUGCGCCGCGCCUGCUCCGCCGGCCCUGGGUCCGGCCGAGGCGGCCUAGCAGCGUCUCCAUAGUGACGGGACCCUGCGCGGGCCUAGCGGGGUCAGGCGCCGCCGCCGCCUCCCUGUGCUCGGGCCCAGCGGCUCCGAGCCUGGCCAUGGAGGAGCUGCUGAGCCGCUCCGUGCCCCCGCUGCCCCCCUACGAGACGCGGGAGAAGGCGCCGCCGCCGGCCGAGCUCCGCAGCGCGGAGUUCAUGCGCUCCUACAGGGCCCUGGAGGCCGGGCCCCCGCGGGCGGAGCUGCUGGCCCGCCUGGCCCGGGACUUCGGCGUGGACCACGGACGGGUGGCCGAGUCCAGCGCCAAGGUGCUGCAGGCUCGGGAGCAGCAGAGGGAGCCGGGCGCCCUGCUCCAGGCCGAGGACCGGCUCCGUUAUUACCUCAGCCCCCGCUACCGGGGCCUCUUCCAGCACCUGGGCCGGCUGGAGGGCGGGCUCCGCUUCCUGAUGGAGCUCAGGGGCGACCUGGUGGAGGCGCUGGCGGCGCGGCAUGCGGAGGGGCCGCACGUCAGGGAAAUGAAUAGCAUGCUAAAGAGCAUGCUUUCAGAAUGGUUUUCUACCGGAUUCCUAAACCUGGAACGAGUCACCUGGCAGUCACCUUGUGAAGUGCUUCAAAAGAUUAGUGAUUCUGAAGCUGUGCAUCCUAUCAGAAACUGGAUUGAUAUGAAGCGUCGAGUUGGGUCAUAUAGAAGGUGCUACUUUUUUGCCCACUGUGCAAUCCCCGGGGAACCAUUGAUAGUCUUGCAUGUAGCACUAACCAAUGAAAUCUCCAGCAGCAUCCAGGCCAUAGUGAAAGACGUUCCCCCUCUAGAAACAGAAGAUAUGAACAAAAUUACUACAGCUAUUUUCUAUUCAAUCAGUCUGACGCAGCAGGGACUUCAGGGUGUAGAACUGGGGACUCACCUCAUCAAGCGAGUUGUUAAAGAACUACAGGGGGAAUUUCCUCAGAUCAAAGUGUUUUCUAGUUUGUCACCUAUCCCAGGAUUCACCAAGUGGCUCAUUGGACUGCUGUCCUCACAAACAAAGGAACAGGGGAGAAAUGAACUAUUUACAGAUGCAGAAUGCCAAGAAAUCUCUGAGAUCACAGGUGACCCUGCUGCUGAAAAGCUAAAGAGGCUCUUAACUAACAACGAAUGGGUGAGAUCGGAAAAAUUGGUCAAAGCAUUGCAUUCACCGUUUAUGAGGCUCUGUGCUUGGUACCUGUAUGGAGAGAAACACCGCGGAUAUGCCCUUAAUCCAGUAGCAAACUUUCAUCUUCAGAAUGGUGCUGUGCUGUGGCGGAUAAACUGGAUGGCAGACACAAGCCCCCGUGGGAUCACUGCUUCAUGUGGCAUGAUGGUAAACUAUCGGUAUUUCUUAGAGGACACAGCCAGUAUCAGUGCAGGAUACCUUGGGACAAAGCACAUCAAAGCCUCAGAACAGGUUCUUUCCUUGGUGUCUCAAUUUCAACAAAAUAGCAAACUUUAAAUAUACAGCAAGAUUUUAAGAGCGAACAUUUCUCGUUUGAAUGACGGGGUAUGAUAUUUUGGGGUGUCAUUGAAAAGGGAAUGUUUGUAUAAAAAAAAAAAAGGAGCUCUGUUCUUAGUCACAGAAGGAUGAAAAAUUACAUAGUUUGCCAAAAUUACAAUAACUUUCUUUACUUGCACUGCCAGAUACUCAAAGCCUGGUUGAAUUAUUGCCAUACUUUUUGUUCAAAUGAGCUGGAAGUGUGUAUUAAAGGCUGCGUAAACUCAUCUCAGUAAGGUUACAAGCCAGUGUGGACUUGUGUGGAUUGUUCUCUGCCCUUGUUGUCGUUCUCAGGAUCAGUAUAGUUGUUUAAGGUACAUCUUUAAAAGCACAGAGGAACUCUUCAGUAUGCUAAUAUAUUAAAUAGAUUAAUAUCCAAAUAACUAGAUAAAAGCAAUGGGCAAAGACAAAUUUUUGUUCAAAUUUGUAUAAGCAGAAGAGCAAUCUGCAGCAUUUCUUCACUAAGGUCUUCGUCGUCUUUAUUCCUGACAUUUUUUGGUAAAACCUCUUGAUUUGGCCAUUCUUUUGCUUUUUCAAAGUACAGUACAAAGUGCCAACACUGAAUCAUUGCUCUGAUCGAGCAACAAGAUACCUUAUAUUUCUGUGGCUUUUUCUAAAGGCAGUAGGUAUGUGUAACAGUAUAUUUGCAGAUUGCUAUAGCUCAAAUUUACAGUUUAAUAAGUAAAAUCAGUGGUUCUGAAUAAGAGAAGAGAGUCUGUUGCUUAUAGGACUUAAUUAUGAAGCUUUUGGAUAUAUAUUAAAUCUCCAUAAAUUAUUGGGCAUUUUAGAAGUUGGUAAGAAGCUUUUUUAAUAGUAAAAAGCCAGGUUUGGUCUGUAAAGCAAUAAAUUAAAAUAAAAUAAGUCUUGCCCUAUAAACGUUACACGAUAUCUCUCUUAAAAUGAACCAUAUUCAGGUUACAGUCAUACUUGAUGACAGUGUCUCCAGUGAAAUAAGAUAACUGCCUUCAAUGGAUCAGAUAUCAGCAGAUUUGGAGUGCAGAAUUCUUGACUUCUUCAAUGUAUGGUGAAAUCCUGACCAGAUUCCUGAGAGAAUUACACAAACAUUUCUAUUUCCCUAUUCAAGUAAAGAUGAAAGGAUCCCCAAGUGUCUAGAUGUACCAUUUCAUUCCAGAAGAAAGGACAAUCAAAUGAAUUAUUUGUAUUCACUAAACAAAAAACUUCCCACCUACUGACUGGCCUGUUUUAAAUACCUGCUAAAGAGAUUAAAUGUUCCCUGGCUUCAGCUGAUGGCAGAUUUCUGAGUGUGAUGAUGCAGAGAGGCUGGAUUCACUACACACUGUUCCCUUCAGAACAAAGUCAUUUUUACAUAGCAGCUGGUCUUCACAUUAGCAAUGGCAAUUAGCCUAUGCCAUCCUGCUUUCAUUGUGUUUUUAAGAAUGGUUCCAAAAGCCAUCACAUCUAGUCAGCAGGUAUCUCUUAUGUCAACAAAUUAAGGCAAACCCAUGGGUUUUGAUCAGAUACCAGUUAAAAAAAAAUUCUACCAGCUUCUUGUGGGGGAGGAAUAUUGUAUUGUCAAAAUUUUUAAGGAAAAUUAAGAAUCUCUUUGCUCAACUUGAAUUGUAGUUUUUGUGAAAAUGCCAGAGGGCAAUACAGUACUUGCCAAAAUAUAGCUUUUUCACUGGGUCUGAAUAACCUGAUUCAUUGCACAUGAGCCAAAAAAACACUGUGUAAGGUUUUUGAGAAGAAUCAGGAAAUUCUUCAGUUUGCCUCUGCAUUUCCCACUUACGGAAUUAAAUACUCAGACUUCUGGAAUUUUCUGGUGUGAGUAGUGUCCACUGGACACUGUCCCGGGUUUGGCCAGUGGUGGGAAAGCAGCUCAGCCUAAUCAAUCAGUCAGUGGCUUAGAGUAAAGGUAACUGCCAACAGGACAAGAAAACAGUUAUUUUAAUUUUAAAACUAGUGUUUCACUGAUGGGGUGAGGACUGGGGUGCUGUGGUUUUUUCUGAUAAUACCUGAAAAUAGACAGACCCCACUGUGUACCAACUCAACUGGUGAGAGUAAACGGUGGGCUUGUGUACACAUGAAGGUUAAUGUGGAAUAAGGUUGGGUGUGAAUUUAAAGUUGAUUACCUAUCCCUGUUUAACUCCAUUUAUGGAAACUUUUAUUCCAUAAUAACAGCGCCUUAUUCCAAAUUAACUUAAUCUACUUUAAACUAAUUUGGAAUAAGGUGCUCUUCUUUUGGAUUAAGAGGGUCCACACACACAGUUAAUCAGGAAGAGCUAUUCUGGAAUAACUCCCCGUGUGGAUUUAUGGUGUUUGGGACUGUACUUGCCUUUAUGCCUUCAGGUGAGGGAUCACAGGCAUUCAGGGAACAUAUUGUGGCCCCAGUGGACACUGCCAGCUAAAAGGUUCCAAACACGCAUAAAUGAGGCACGUACAUACCAUCAGAGGGAUCCACAUGGAAAAAGCAUCUGAAACCAGAGUUACUGUUAGGAGUAACCUGCUGUUCCCUAGGGUUUUCAGACCUGCUCAGCCCCCAUUAAGAUCAGUGGGAGCUGCUGGGUGCUCAGCAUGUCUGAAAAACCUAGUUAUUUAUAUGGCUUAAAAAAAGCAGUUGGGUACUGAGCUCUUUUGAAAAUUUGAUCCUCCCCUGCCCCCCACUGAAAUCAGUGGGAGUUGAGAGGCUUCCGCACCAUACACCAAUGGUCAUUAUAAACAGGGGCUUAAUCCUGUUGUUAUUGAAGGCCAUGACAAAACUUUCAUGGAUGCCAAAGGUGCAGGGUUGGGACUUCACAGGAUAAACGUCGUCCCUACGGAGACCAUUAAUAUCGGGUAUGAAUGACAACACGUCUACUUCUUGAUGCAUUUACCCAGUGCAGAGUGUACUCCGUCCUUUCCAGUCAGUCAUUGCUUCAACUUGUCUAAAAUUGCCUGUCGAUGGCUCUUGGAGUAAAUUUCAGCAUUUGCUAUAUGUAAAAUGUCAGUUUUGCCUAAAGGGAGGAUAUUAUCCAUGUUUAAAGACUCUCAAGGACUUAAGAGUUUAAAAACCUGCUAAAUUAAUUCAGCCAGACCUUGCACUGGAGUGGCACCCAUUAGUGUUGCCGUGGUGAAUAGUCAGUUGCUCCUUCUGUGUUAGUACCCCAGUUUUCUAGGGGUUCUAGGAGGACCAUUUUGAACUUUCAUCCUUCUGAAACUUGGUGUGCAAGUUGUUGUUUUUUUUCCAUUUCAAAAAUAAGCUUUUUGGACUUUAGAGCAAAAAAUGGGGUUUUAAAUAUUUUCUCUAAGGAAAAACAGCUUAAAUUUAAGAACCUGAAAUUUUUCAAGCAUGUAUUCCCAAGAGGUACUUAUUCAUCUGAAGUUACGCUGCUAAGAUAAGAAUUAUAAAGGAUAAUGUUGGGGGAAAAAGAUGAUCACUUACUGGGAUGAGGAAAAAAUCUCCCUUUCUGAAUAGGUGUGCUAUAGAAGUUUUAUGAAAGGUCCCCUUGAUUCGACAAUAGUUUGAUACCAGACUAGGUGGAGGAAUGAUCUGACCUAGUAUGACUUUUUUUUUUUUUUCUCCCCAAUGCUAUAUGUAGACUGGUGCCUUUUUAAAAUUAAAGACAAAACAAACAAAAAAAACCUGUCAUUUUCCAUUUCUCUAUAAGAGCAUGAAGAAGAAACCCCAUUUUAAAAUAAGGACCUGAUUUUUAGUGCGAUUUUAACCCACCCUGUGCUUUCCUAACACGUGCACCUGCAGUUGCAACCGAUAUGAUAAAACACCAUUGCAGGUACAGGCAUUAAUAUCUAUAAUACCUGCCCACAUGGCCAAUAGUGGUAGGAAAGUGCCCUUGAAAGUACCUGCAAGCUAACUGUUGCCCGCCAGGAUCUAAAUAUCAGGCCUAAAGUUGUAGCAUAAAAUUGUGACCAGAGCAAGGAAAAGAUGAGCAGAGUACCUUCCCAUUUCUGUGCUUUCCCUAUUAUUUCUAGAACUCUGCAGUCUGUUUUGUCUGUAACAUCAUUAACUAUUAUCUUCACAUGGAGCCCUGAGGGGGAACGUGUAGAUAACUGUUGUGUGGGUGCUGAACUUUCAAUGGCUGCUGUCAAAAGAGUGCUUAGUCUGAUACCCUGACAGCCAGAUAGUCACUUAGGAAAAUCAUUUUUAGCAAACACAUUACUGCAGGACAUGACACUUCUGUUUUCAACAGAGAUCAGAAGCUAGGUGUAUUUAUUUUUCCCUUCUCCAAAGUGUAGAAAGUACCAUUUAAUCUGUAUACUCCUGGUUUUAAGAUGAAAUUCAGUUUUAUGUAUGAAUAAAUACAGCUGUUUAUGAAGGAAAAACCCUAUAUUUGUUCUCUAAAAUGCCUCCCGUUUGAGGAAUUCAAAUAAGAGACUUCUGUUAAAGACAACAGAGAUUUUGAGUGAUGCAACAGUCUAAUCUAAACGAGGCUCAUAAACUUUGGAUUCUCACACCUAGACAGAGUUUAAAUGCCUCCAUGGUGUGUGUGUUGGGAGAUUAUAAGCAAAGAUUUUUAGCAUCACAUUGGAGGUGCAUUGUAUGGAUGUAUUUUCUAUAUGACAUCUGUUCUCCACAAGCUCUCAAGCACCUGCAAAAGUAUUUCACUUGAUGUUGGCUUUUUGGUUCACUUCAUCUGUUACACCGGUAACUUAACAAAUUAGGCUAAAUAUUCUAUCAUUUAAUUGUGCAUCAGAAAUUUAGUUCAAUUUUAAAAGAACCUUUGUGAAAGGAUUCUUGAGGGUGAAGUCUUCGCUCAUUACUGCCACUUGCUGUUUAUUCCCACUCAUUUUCUUUCAUUGGUUGUUGGCCUUGAAAUGCCCAUCAUUUCUUAGACUGUCCAGCGUGCCCUUAAACGUUGCUUUAAAAUGAACAAUGCUGAAAAUGGAAAGGAAAUGCUCAUCGUAUGUACUAUUUACUGGGGCAAUGGGCAUGUCAUUGGAGAGGUUUUCGUCUAUUCUUUUGAAAUGCAGCUUCAUUGCUCAAAACGCAGGGAUAAUGCCUCCCCCCUCCCAGUUUGUGGAGCUGGUGGAGCCUAUUCUGAAGAGCACACACAUAACAAAGAGGCUGUAACAAAAGUGUAGAACACAGCAAAACUUGGGUCUUCUUCCAGUGUUUGUCUGACACUCGGCAGGGCACAGUUAUAUCUUAGAAUGUAAAAGGUAAAUUUGCAGUACAGCGCCUCAGCAGCAUGACUCCUGUUUGCUUUUGUCAGUUUCAGCUAGCUGCUGAACGAUGAUGCUUUUUUAAUGAUGAUCUAGAAAAUAUUCAAAAUAGAAACAUGUAUUAUGUAGCCAUCGUAAAGGCAAUUUUCUGUUGACAUUAAAAUGCGAUUUUAAAAUCUCUAAAUGACCAAGACCUCCUCCCCCUCAAUAUGAAAAGUAAUUUUUAAAAAAAACAACACUCUGGCUUCUUUCUCCUUCUUUGAUCCCAAGCUGAGGAGUUUUCAUGUGCUGUCCUUUUCUGAUAGCCUUUUAUCAUUCUAAAACCCUCAUUGGGCUGAAGAUUUAAACACAUGCUGAAUGAUGCACUCCUGCAGUAGUCAUGUGCUUUUGUGUCCCAAGCAUUUAACCUGUACAAAUUAAAUACAUAUGUUCACCGCAGAACCCUCUGAUGCAACACACUCUAGAGAAUAAUUCAGUUAGUUGGCAGUCUAGUCUCUACUCACUCAAUCCAUGGCUUCCCCAUGAAGGGGUCAGAUCCUGUAGUCUAGUCAGGACCAGAGAAAGGCGUAUGUGCGUAGAGGGAGGGCAGCAAGGGAGACGCAAAGUGGCAUUAGUCUUUGUAUUUUCUCAAAUUCUGGCACCAGGCUAUUCCCAAAUGGAAAUCAGAGCAGACUUCAGGCUGCAGGAUUCAACUAAUGCCUAGCUGCCUAUGCCUGGCCCAAAGGCCCAUUGUUACAGAACAGCAUUCUGGCCCUGUCCUUUAUACCACACGCCAUUGAAGUAUUCCCCGAAAGGGGGGAAGUCACAGUAAGCUCGCUAAAGUAUCUUUACAGCUGCUGUGGCACAAAGCAGACAAAAUGUGGGUUGUCUGGUGCAAGGGUGCUAACGAAUAGUGAUUGUAUUAAUGGGGUAUUUUGUGCAUGUGCUCUAAACAGCUGCCCAUGCUAUACUGGAUGUAGUCUACAAACUCAUUUCAGCAAGAGCUAUGGGCUGGGUAAUGAGUUUUAGUCACUAUCAUAAUGAACUGGGUUGGAACUAUUAACCCAGAGGGGGUUAAUGCUUCUCUAAGGCUUUCCAUUGCAAACACAAUUUGUAAAUCAUAGCUGGUUGUUUCAGAGAACAUAUUGCUAAAUCUGGGCGUUUUACAGGUCCUCUAUCAGCCCAAAUACAGAUUUAUUUUAAGGGGGUGGGCAGGGUAUAAAUUGAUUUUUGACAUGUAUUAGUCACAGAUUUGCAAAAAAUGUCUUUAAACACAGUUUCAGAUGCUCAAUUAAAAAUAAACAUACUGCAAAAAUGGCUUGAAUUUUACCUAACACUUGAUAGACACACAGUCCUUACUGUGGACUGCUUCUUUUUGUUACUAUCAUUACCAUAGUAAUAAACAAACUGGUCUUGAUGGGAGAACGGAAAGAACAGCUAUAGAGCAAAGUUGUGUCAUAUUUUUAUGAAAAUGCGAAAAUGAGUAGAUUGGUGUGUUUUUUUUGUAAAGUGCCUAGAGCCAAAUGGUCUGCAGGGAGACAUGUUUUGUGGGUUGCUGUUGUAGACAAAUACAAGAAACUACCUACACCACGGAAAAGGCAGCAACUUUAUUCAGUUUCAAGAAACACUUAUGGCCUUCUUUAUAAAGACCUUUGUGAUGGCUCAGUAUGUGCAAUUUGUGUCUUGAGUGUCCCAUCUUACACUAUUUGCACCUUAUAAAUAGUACAUUGGAAUGAUGUAUGGACUGCCAUCUAUUGGGGACCCAUAGAAGAACACACAACCUCCCUAAGUGAUUCAUCUCUCAUGGAGGGAGUUGGACUUCAUUUCAGUGGUGAGAAAAAGAGUGGUGGAAGUGGAUCAGAAAAUGGUCCUAAGCAGCAAAGUAAUGUAACUUGCCUUGAUUCUGUCUCAGUAGUGGAGUGUAGCUGUAAAACUAUGAUGCCUUUGUUUUAGGUACAGCACAGUAGCUCAGCCAGCCAAUGAACCGUUUCCUUGGCACACAGAAGGGGUGGAGGCCCUGAGAGAGGCCACCUGGACAAUUUAGUGAGAGCAGAGGUCCCAGGGAGGUGGAGCCAAGCUGCCUGGAAAAUUCAACAAUAAAACUCAUGUUAAGAAAUAAUGAGCAUUUCCCCGUAUGAGACCCAGUUAGGUGUGUUUGCAUGGGUAACGGUAUUUCAUGGCACUAGAAUAAGUUAAUGUUGCCACUCUGUCUAGGAUGUAGUGUUUUGGAAUGUGGGUGCUUUGUUCCCUACUUGCUCCUGCAGAUGUGAGAUGCUGCACACAUGCAAAAGGGUCCGAAGAGGAUGACGGUGCAGCAACACAGUGAAUGAGGUGGAAGAAAGCAGCCACUGCCCCUCCAUUAAUUUAUGGUUACAUCGAUCCCAUUAUUUUUCUGAGGGACCAAGUAACUCCUGGCAUGAAAGUUCAGCUCCUAUGGACAGCAAUGGGUGUUGUGCUCAUUUUAACAGGUGGGUUUGGUUCCAGGAGAAAUGCCAGAUUGAGGCAAGUUACCCCCACAUAUACCAACUUCUGGGCUAACUUACAACCCAUUUUGGCCAAGAGCUGUAUGUCAUGCAUAAGACCAUUACACUGAGCAAACCAAAGAAAAGUUUGUGCCAAUUUACCUCAUGCAUCACUGGCUUGGUUAGGAUGUCAAAAAUAGAGAUGAUAUGAUGGCUGUGUUCAUUAUGUUCCUCCAGUAAAAUAAAUGAAACGAAGCACUAUUUUGAUGAUUAUGCUGUCCGAGUAGCGGCACUAUAUACUGCUGUGCAAAAAGUCACUGAUAAAAAAGGAGUUAUCGGCCCAGAGCCUUGGGUGGUAUAAAUCAAUGUAUUUUCAUUGACUACAAUGGAACUACACCACCUUACACCAUCUCAUGAUCUAGCCAAUAGUCUCCAACGCCCAGAUCCUCAAAGGUAUACAGGCUCCUCGCUUCCCUUGAAAUCUGUGAAAUUUAGGAUCCUAAAUAGCGUUGAGGAUCAGGGCCAAAGGGCUUGUCAAUACCAAUUUGCACUGGUGUAGUGUAAACCCAUGUGGACCAUUAUUUUGGAUUUAAACCUGUUCCAAAUUGGCUUAA